AUGCGUUUGAUCAAGAACAAAAUCGAGCAUGGUGGCUCUGGCACAGUCACUCUGUGCCCCGAAGAACCAGAGGAUAUGUGGCACGCAUACAACCUAAUCAGGCCUGGUGAUCUCCUUCGUGCCAGUGCUAUCCGUCGCGUAACAACAACCCACGAUUCCGGCACUACAAGUUCAUCGCGAGUCCAUUUGACGCUCGAGAUCCGCGUGAAAAGCCUCGACUUCGACCCGCAGACCUCUCAGUUGCAUGUGGGAGGACAGAUUGUGAACGAGACACCGCACACAAAGAUUGGGCAGCAUCAUACGUUGGAUCUAGAGUUAAACCGCAAUUUCACCUUGGAGAAGGAAAUCGGCCAGGAUGGAGAGGGAGUGGGAUGGGAUAGCAUCGCGGUGCAGAUGCUGAAGGAUGCGGUGGACGAGAGCGGCAACCGGAGGGCUGAAGCUGUCGCGGUCGUUAUGCAAGAAGGGUUAGCCCAUAUUUGCUUCAUUGGGCAGUUCCAGACCAUCUUGAAGCAAAAGGUUGAGAUGUCAGUGCCGCGAAAACGUCAGGGCGGUGGAGGUGGAGAUCACGAUAAGGGAAUGUCGAAAUUCUACCAAGUCACAUUGGACACUCUUUUGCGGCAGAUGGAGUUCAACACCAGCUCUACGUCAAUGACGACCAACGAGCCUGUGAAGCCCGUCCUUCUUGCAUCGCCGGGAUUCGUCGCCGCUGGAUUCCAGAAAUACAUUCAAUCCGUUGCCUCGACCACUACGCCCGCUCUCAAACGACUUUUGCCGAGCCUUGUCGUCGUGCAUUCAGCCUCGGGGUACUUGCAUUCUCUCGCCGAAGUCCUGCAAUCACCCGCCGUGAAGACGGUGCUGGCGGAUACCAAAUAUGCCCGCGAAACCAAGCUGAUGGACGACUUCCUUGAGCAGCUGCGCAAGGAGACGAAUAGAGCAACCUAUGGACCCCGUGAGGUCGAGUCAGCAGUUGACCAAGGGGCUGUGGGCCGCGGGGGCGGCGUCCUCAUUGUCUCGAAUCGCCUGUUUCGGUCACAGGACGUGGCGGAGCGCAAGCGCUGGGUGUCUCUUGUUGAUCGAGUCCGAGACGUUGAGGGAGGCGAAGUUCGUGUACUCAGCUCCGAUCAUGAGAGUGGGAGGAGGUUAGAUGGAUUAGGAGGGGUUGCAGCCCUGUGUACUUUUCCGAUAAUCGAGGAGGAUUUGGAUUCGGAAGACGAGACUGCCGAAGCCAGUUGA
Molecule: messenger RNA, 1233 nt
Organism: Aspergillus clavatus NRRL 1
Lineage: Eukaryota; Fungi; Ascomycota; Eurotiomycetes; Eurotiales; Aspergillaceae
Product: putative translation factor pelota
Exons: 3
Coding region: 1-1233 (410 amino acids)
Biological process (GO): nuclear-transcribed mRNA catabolic process, non-stop decay; RNA surveillance; nonfunctional rRNA decay
Cellular component (GO): cytoplasm
Source: RefSeq, a predicted model, not a curated record